UCAGAGGCUCAGCUCUUCGCUACUCACACACUACUCACCCGAGCCUAAAGCAGUGCGCACCGAACAACUCAUCCUCGCCGAGUUGGAGGGCCACACUUGGAGCAGAGAAACCAGGACAUCCAGCCGAGAAACAAAGACAAGAUGUCGUCCUACAUGUCAUCUGAAUGCCACCGUGUCAGCCCAACUGUCCACGGCAACAAGUUUGACACGGCGCACCGUAAAAAGGCCGUGGCCAACAUUUUCGAAAAGGUCAACCAGGACUCGCUGAUGAGACUUUUCCAGAAAACGGGCGACAUGAAGGCGGAGGAGAGAGUGAGGAGCAUCUUCUCCUACACCCAGGACCCGGAGGAGACGGCCCGUGCCCUGAUGGCUCUGAAGCAGCGAAAGAAGGACAAGUUCCUCCAGAUCGCGGGCAUGGUCCGUCAGCUGCUAACAAUGAGUUGACUGUGUUUUACCAGUCCUAUACCGCCUGUGUCUAUGUCGGCUCAUGUGUGAGCCGAAUGUGAAAACACUCCCAAUAUGACUGGGUUACCGCCGCGGGAUGCGGCUCACCUUUCGCCUGAAAAGGAGCGUCAGGUGCGGAGGAGAAUGUGCCGCCGGCCGCCUGGAGGGCAACAUGCUGCAGCUGUCGCCUCGUGGAUGGAGGUGACAGCGGAGAGUCCUGCCUGAAACGGAUGAGGCAUGAUGAACUGACUGGGAAUAUGAAGGGCGUACACGACUUUCCUGAGACUUGAAUUUAUAAAUGCAUUCCUGUGGAUGCCUGACUGUGAAGCAGCCCAUUGUACAGGUGCACAUUACGUCGGUGCAUGGCUACAAUAUGUGACUUUAUAGUGCCGAAAAAACUGCCUACAGGAAAGCCUAUCCUGAACACAUGCCUUGUCUCUCAGCUUCACUUUGUAAUGUAACUACUCAUUAGUGGCCACUAAUGUGUUACUGUCACAAAAUGUUAUAGCACAAUAAUUUGCAUUCAUGAUAUGUUCCUUUGUUUGUAAUUUUUUAAAUAAAUUAUUUCAUUCUAUACAAAAGUU
Sander lucioperca (pikeperch) is the source of this 1028-nucleotide messenger RNA. RefSeq names its product transcriptional and immune response regulator a (gene tcima). Bases 142 to 444 code for a protein of 100 amino acids. Gene Ontology annotation, cellular component: cytosol; nucleus. Gene Ontology annotation, molecular function: Notch binding. The transcript has a single exon. Lineage: Eukaryota; Metazoa; Chordata; Actinopteri; Perciformes; Percidae. Gene Ontology annotation, biological process: endothelial cell activation involved in immune response; negative regulation of Notch signaling pathway. The record is from RefSeq and is a predicted model, not a curated record.